AUGCUGUCGGACCUGGAGCCCGACAACCGCGCGCCGGUCACCAUCAUCACCGGCUUCCUCGGCUCCGGCAAGACGACGCUGCUGAACUACAUCCUCAAGGCGGACCACGGCAAGCGGAUCGCCGUCAUUGAAAACGAGUUCGGCGAGGUGGACAUCGACGGAUCGCUCGUGGCGGACGCGCUGGCGGGGUCGGAGGACGUGGUGGUGCUCAACAACGGGUGCCUGUGCUGCACCGUGCGGGGGGAUCUAGUGCGCAUGCUCAGCGAUCUCAUCACCACCAAGCGGGACAAGUUCGACCACAUUGUCAUUGAAACCACAGGUCUGGCGAACCCAGCGCCCAUAAUUCAGACGUUCUUCUUAGAAGAGGAGCUGGCGGAGGGGCUGCGGCUGGACGGAGUGGUGACGCUGGUGGAUGCCAAGCACGUCACCCGCCACCUGGAUGCGGCUGAGAAGGCUGCAGCAGAGGGGUCAACGGAGGUCAACGAGGCCGUGGAGCAGGUUGCCUUUGCUGACCGUCUUAUUGUCAACAAGGUGGACCUUGUGUCGGACAGCGAACUGAAAGAUCUCGUCGAGAGGCUUCAGGAUAUCAACUCCAUGGCGCGCAUGAGCAAGGCGUCGUACGGCAAGGUGGAUCUGGAGUAUGUGCUCGGCAUUGGAGGGUUCGACCUCGAGAGCUUGAAAGGUGUGGCGUCAUACGGCAAGGUGGAUCUGGAGUAUGUGCUUGGCAUUGGUGGCUUCGACCUCGAGAGGUAUCCCAUGCGAAGCAUGCAACAGGCGUUUCAUCAGUCAGCAUACAGUGUGAAGGCAACCUUGACCUGGAGAAGAUUAACGACUGGUUGGGAGAUCUGCUUGCUGAGAAGAGUGACGACAUCUAUCGCAUGA
This is a messenger RNA of Closterium sp. Naga37s-1, 882 nucleotides long. The record is from the annotation of a GenBank genome assembly. NCBI's taxonomy places the organism in Eukaryota, Viridiplantae, Streptophyta, Zygnematophyceae, Desmidiales, Closteriaceae.